Molecule: messenger RNA, 1040 nt
Organism: Menidia menidia (Atlantic silverside)
Lineage: Eukaryota; Metazoa; Chordata; Actinopteri; Atheriniformes; Atherinopsidae
Source: the annotation of a GenBank genome assembly
UGCCGUACUUUUCCUCUCCGGAAGAAGUUAUUUGACCGGGUGACGUCACUAGAUGCCACAAGAUGGCGGAGUCGGAGGAGGAGGUUGAUGUCUUGGUCCAAAGAGUUGUCAAAGACAUCAACAACGCAUUGAAGAGGAACCCCAACAUAGACGAGAUCGGCCUGAUCCAGUGCCCCGAGGCGCGCUACAACCGCAGCCCCAUCGUGCUGGUGGAGAACAAGCUGGGGGUGGAGAGCUGGUGCGUCAAGUUCCUGCUGCCCUACGUCCACCACAAGCUGCUGCUCUACCGCCAGCGCCGGCACUGGCUGGACCGGGACGCUCUGGUGGACAUCACUUGCACUCUGUUGCUGCUGAAUCCAGACUUCAGCACCGCAUGGAACGUCAGGAAGGAGCUGCUGCAGUGUGGGGCUCUUAACCCAGAACGGGACCUGUACCUGGGCAAGCUGGCCCUCACCAAGUUUCCAAAAAGCCCAGAGACCUGGAUACACAGACGCUGGGUGCUGCACCACAUCCUGCGCCACAAGAGCCCGCAGCCGGGCGGGGCUGAGCCGGAGGGGGCGGAGCCUGGCGAGGGGGGCCCGGCCGAGGCGGAGCGGGGCCGGCACCUGAGCGAGCGCCUGGCCCGCACACUCCACCAGGAGAUGAAGGUGUGCUCGGACGCCGCCGGCCGCUACCCCAGCAACUACAACGCCUGGUCCCACCGCAUCUGGGUGCUGCAGCACCUGGCCAAAGGCAACCUCAAGGUGCUCCACGACGAGCUGUCGUCCACGCGGCCCUGGGUGUCCAUGCACGUGUCUGACCACAGCGGCUUCCACUACCGCCAGUUCCUGCUCAAGGAGCUGCUGGCCGAGCCCAGCCAGCCCCUGCCGGCCGCCCCCGGCGCCCCCCCCCCACAACGGGGAGCUGCCGGGGGCCGGGGCGGCCAGCGAGAAGCGGGCGCCCGGCCUCCUCUGCCAGGAGAUGGAGCUCUGCUCCGACCUGAUUCAGGGGGGGGCAAAAAGCACACAGUGAGCCACAGCGUUUUAUUUGGAGGCCAUUGA